ACAACUUUUCCAUUAAAAUGACAAUCUUCAUAACCUCAUGCAACCUUACUUGAAGGAAAGGCAAUUGUAGAAGUUGAGUGCUAAUUAUAAGACAAGAGUUACAAGUUCUGUUUUUCUUUUUCUGUUUGUUUUUAACAUUACAUAAUACUUUCAACAGUAUUCUUGUUAAUACAAUCAUUUUGUUUGCAGGUUGUAUUUCCUCACUUGGAGGAAUUAAAACUUGUUGAUUUGCCAAAUGCAAGUGACUUAUGGUGCAGUGAACUUUCAACAGGAUCAUUCUGUAAACUAAGAUCUCUCGUGGUGAGAGACUGUCACGGAUUAGUAAGAAAUGUUCUUCCUGCUCAUAUAUUGAAAGUGCCACCGAAUCUAGAAAAAGUGGAAAUAUAUAACUGUGAUUCGGUGGAAGAGGUAUUCAGAUUAGGUGGCCAACAAGGAAAUCCCCUUGAAAACAUAAGAACCCUAAUUGUUAGAUGUUGUGGCAGCUUGAGAAAUAUGUUCUCUCCUUCUGUUGCUAGAUGUUUUGUGCAUCUUCAAGAACUAAUAAUACAUGAUUGCUCAGCAAUGGAAGCAGUGGUGGCAAUGAGGAUGAGGAACAAAUGGGUGGAGAUUGGAUUUACGUUACUCUGUUCGCUCAAUUGAAACAUUUGGAACUCAGAGAUCUACCCUCACUCGGGAAGUUUUGCCAUGCUAUUCAUGACUGGGAAAUGCCAUCUUUACAUCACUUGGAAGCCGUUAAUUGCCUUGAAAUGCAGACUUUCUCUCCUGGAUUCGUGCAUGCCCCAAAUCUAUAUCAUGUAAAAGUGGAAGCAAAAUCGAUCCGGAUAAAAAGAGAUCUCAAUAAGACCAUUCGACACUUUUUUGAGAAGCAAGAAGAAGAAGAAGAAGAACAUCAUGAUGAAGAAGAGGAAGAGGAAGAGGAGGAGGAGGAACAGGGAGUAAGUUUCAACUGUAAACCUUGUUAG
Messenger RNA from Camellia sinensis, 962 nucleotides. The record is from RefSeq and is a predicted model, not a curated record. NCBI's taxonomy places the organism in Eukaryota, Viridiplantae, Streptophyta, Magnoliopsida, Ericales, Theaceae.